GAUUUUGUACAUCGUAUAACGCAGUCAGUAUUUUCUGAUGAAAUUUUCUGAAAAAGAGUGGGCUUUAUUGUUGCUUUGAAAACUCUUCUCUUCGGAAUAAUGGGUACUCAGUCCUUGGAGAGACUGGUAUUAGAAGGUGUAGAAGAGAGAGGGAGUAUCGAGACUUUCGAAUUUGCUAAAGAACUCGGGAAAGAUCAUCAAUCUAUUGUUGGAAGUGUGAAGAGCAUCCAUGCUCUCGGGGAUGUGAUAAAUGUUGAACAACGACAAGCCGAAGGCUGGGUACUGACGGACGAAGGAAGUGAAGUGGUAGAGAAAGGUAGCCAUGAGUUUCUGGUGUUUAAAGCUGUUCCGCCAGAGGGAUUACCUCAAGCGGAAGUAAAGAAACUCGGUCCACAUGCUAAUGUUGGUUUUAGUAAAGCUAUGUCAGCUGGAUGGCUUCUGUUAAACAAGAAUGCAGAGGGAGGACCUAGGGUAAUGAGGAAGGCUGAGGAUGUAAAAGAUGAUGUCCAACUUGCACUUAUAAAAAUCAGAGAUCAGCAGCUUUCAGACAUCCCUGAUGCAAAGAUGAAAGAAUUCAAGAAAAGGAAGCUCAUUAAGACACAGGUCAUCAAGAGCUUUUAUGUGACCAAAGGCACUGAAUUUACCACAUCACCAACAAAACUAGAAGCUGAUUUAACAGCAGACAUGCUUGCAAGUGGUUCUUGGAAAGAGAAGCAAUUCAAGCCAUACAAUUUUGAUGCACAAGGAAUCAUACCAACAUCAGGACAUCUUCAUCCUUUGAUGAAAGUUAGAGCACAGUUCAGACAAAUCUUCUUAGAAAUGGGGUUUACUGAGAUGCCUACAAACAACUUUGUAGAGAGCUCCUUCUGGAAUUUUGAUUCAUUGUUCCAGCCUCAACAACAUCCAGCCCGUGAUGCACAUGACACCUUUUUCAUGGCAGAACCAAAGUAUGCUAAGCUCAAGGAAAUGCCUGAGUCCUAUAUUGAAAAAGUGAAAAUCAUGCAUGAAUCUGGAGGACAUGGAUCACAGGGAUAUAAAUAUGAAUGGAAACUUGAAGAAGCCAAAAAGAACAUUCUCAGAACUCAUACAACUGCUGUUAGUGCAAGGAUGCUGUACAAACUGGCUCAACAGGAAAAAUUCACACCAGCCAAGUAUUUUUCAAUAGAUCGAGUGUUCCGGAAUGAGACCCUAGAUGCUACUCAUUUAGCAGAGUUUCAUCAGAUUGAAGGUGUCGUUGCAGAUUACAACUUGACUCUUGGGGAUUUGAUUGGAGUGCUCUAUGAGUUUUUCAAGAAGCUAGGAAUUACAAAGUUAAGAUUCAAGCCAGCAUACAAUCCUUACACAGAACCAAGCAUGGAAGUUUUCAGUUAUCAUGAAGGCCUCAAGAAGUGGGUUGAAGUUGGCAAUUCAGGGGUUUUCAGACCUGAAAUGUUACUCCCAAUGGGCUUACCAAAAGAUGUGUCUGUUAUUGCUUGGGGACUUUCCUUGGAAAGGCCAACCAUGAUCAAAUACAAGAUUUCAAACAUUCGGGAUUUAAUAGGACACAAAGUGGACCUUGAAUUGGUUCACAAGAAUCCCAUUUGUCUUCUGGAAAAAUCCAAUUGAACAAAAUAAUGUAUUCCACUUUAAUCUUUGUUAGAGUGAUGUUGAAUAUUUUUACAAAAUUCUUGUCUUCACAAUGUUACCAACAAGUUGUCAAGUUUCAAUGUAUGUACUUGAAAAAAGAAAAGUAACCCUUUUUUUUAAAGAAGCAGUAGUAUUUUAAACUGGUCUGUGAACCAGUAAGUGUAACACCUGUUCUUUUCUUAGCUGUCAUUCAGUUGGAAUGGGUUUGUGCAUUGCAUUUGCUUUAUAAUAAAAUUUAAGCUAAAGGAUUAACAUUAAUUUUGAAACUUCAGCUUUAGGACCUCUCUACAGCAGCCAAUUUACAUUAUCAACUCAGUUGACUAAAUCAGAGUAAAUGAACAGAAUGUUAAGAAACUCACAUGCAAAUUUGAAACUACCAGUAACCCAGAAAAACAUCAGACUGAUGCUUGUUGCUUUCUUUAACUGUUUAGUGGUUAAUGAAACUUUUGGGCCAGUCAUUGUCACCCCCUUGUACUCCUCUCCCCACCAUUCCCUCCUCUAUCUUUACUCCACUGUUACAAAAGUGUGGAGACUGGGGCUUGUGGCUGGGUGAUAAAGACUCCCAUAAGUCCAUCCAAGGAGAGCUGUAUAAGUAAUUUGGGGUUUUAUAACUUACUGGGGCUCCAUAUUUACAAGCAGAACUUUAGUCUUUUGUCUUGCUCAAAGCUGUUGGGUCCUUUUUUAAAGGCAAUUUUUGACAUCACAAAAAGAAAACAAUGCAGUAGAUACAGUAUAAACAUCUUGAAGAUGCUACACUUGGUAACACAAUUUCAAUGUCCACUGCUAAAUAACAUUGUUAAAUGAAUAGUUGGAUCUUUUGCCAGUGGUAACUUAUAACUUAGCAGAGUUGUGUAUAGUGGCAAGAAAAGUCUGCAAAUAAAAUCUGCAUUAUAAGA
This is a messenger RNA of Pocillopora verrucosa, 2522 nucleotides long. Its product is annotated as phenylalanine--tRNA ligase alpha subunit-like. Gene Ontology annotation, biological process: phenylalanyl-tRNA aminoacylation. The record is from RefSeq and is a predicted model, not a curated record. Gene Ontology annotation, molecular function: tRNA binding; ATP binding; phenylalanine-tRNA ligase activity. Lineage: Eukaryota; Metazoa; Cnidaria; Anthozoa; Scleractinia; Pocilloporidae. Gene Ontology annotation, cellular component: phenylalanine-tRNA ligase complex; cytosol; cytoplasm.